AUCUAUCCUGAAGCUGGGGCAUGGGUACCAGCAUUGGUUCCAACAGUGGGGAAAGCCAGACAACUCCUUGAGGAGUCUACUCUUCCUGAGACUGCAUGGAAACAUGUCUGGGGACUUCCAAAGACCGUGGGUGGGGAAGUAGCCACCCAGAGCAGCUCAGACAGCCUCCCCCAGCCUCUUUGGAGCCAUAGUAACAUCUGGGGCAAACAUCUCUCUGCUCCAGGGAGCCCAGCAGCUCUCCAGGCUCCAGGGAUUAAUCUCAGUGGUGGGAAAGGCCCACAUUUCCCAAGGUUUUCCAGCAGCUGCCUUAUUCCAGACCAAUAGCCACUGGCAAAGAUUUGUUGCACCAGGAGCUGGAGUCAGGCAGGUCUGUGGGUUGGGGUAGGAGCACUGAGGACAUCAGGAGUCUUGACCUGACUUGCCAGGAUCAGGGCAAAACCCAUUUUGAGAGACACCCUCCCACACCCGAGUGGGACAAACAGCAGCAGGCAGAGCCUCUGUGAGAGGCAAAGGCUGCUACAGGAGGAGAGGGUCAAAAAAAGGAAACGGAACGGAAAAGGGCUGCUCCUGUGACAGCGAUGCAGCUGCGGAGGUGGAGCAGCAGGCAGGUCACAAAGAGCCGCACACGAGGAAGUGCUGGGACACCAGCCAGCGUGGUCAGGCUGCAGCAGCUCCAGGUGCAGCAGAUCUUUGAUGAGAAGGACUAGGAGCAGAGGCAACCAGAACUGCAGGGACCUCAGCAAGGACCCGGAGAUCCCCUUUGCAGGAGUCGUCUUCCAGCCAAAGAUUCCUUCUGCCAAGCUGGUCGGAUCCUGUCUUGUGCUUCCUCUGGAAGCCCCCUGGUCUGCUGUGGGGGCACCAUGGAGGCAACAGCUUUACCAACUUUGCACAGACUUAACCCAAACCCCUAAUAAGGGGUUUGGAGGAAAUCCAUCUUGGGGAAGAAAACUGCAGCACUUCACAAGCUCCAUUUGGCAGGCUGGGAUUUAAUCAAACCCUGGGAUCUCCAGCAGUGCUCCUUGGGGAAGUGGAAAUCAGACAGAACAUCUCAGCAGCCUUCUCCAGAUUGUCAUCUUCUCACACAACUGAGCUCUGCCAUAUUUUCCCCACUUCUUGACUGGCAGGGAGGGGACAUCAGUGUCCCAUCAGCACAGGCUGUCCUGUGCCCUCCCUGGUGAUGACCAUCGAGUGACACCUUUCCUGAGCGUCAGUGUCCCUGCAGGAGGAGAGGGCGGCCCUCCAGGUCACAGUCAACAAUGUCACUGUCUGUGCGCCCGCAGCGCCGAGUCCUCGUCACCAAGAUCAAUAGGAGCCAGUCCUUCGCCGGAGUGAACUCAUCGGCCGACCGGCCCUUCAGCUGGCACGAGGGACCCCCCCACCUCCGCAGAGGCUACACCAAGGCCAAACUCUUGGACCCCACUGGGACAGUGUUGCCUUCCUGCUCUUCUCCAUCUUCGCUUUUGAAUCUCUCACCCUUCACCCCCACUGUCUCCCGCAAGACUGGCUCCAGGGUCAGUAGGAUGUUCUCAAUGUCCCACAAAUCCCCACCACCCAAGGUGCCUCAGCCCAACCGCCUGGACGAGGUGUACGAAGCUCUGAAGAAGGGCCUGACAGCCUACCUGGAGGUGCACCAGCUGGAACUGGAGAAGCUCAGCACACAGAUCCGUGAGUCCAAGAGGAAUUCACGCCUGGGCUUUCUCUACGAUCUGGAUAAGCAAGUGAAGUCAAUCGAGCGGUUCCUGCGUCGCCUGGAGUUUCAUGCCAGCAAGAUAGAUGAGCUGUAUGAGGCUUACUGCAUCCAGCGGCGGCUCCGUGAUGGAGCCCACAACAUGGUCAAGGCUUACAGCACAGGCUCGCCAGGCAGCCGGGAGGCACGCGAGAGCCUGGCCGAGGCCAGCAAGGGCUACAAGGAGUACACAGAGAACAUGUGUCUGUUGGAGAAUGAGCUGGAGAGCCAGCUGGGCGAGUUCCACGUCCGGAUGAAAGGACUGGCAGGCUUUGCCCGGCUUUGUGCUGGUGACCAGUAUGAGAUCUUCAUGAAGUAUGGACGGCAGCGGUGGAAGCUGCGAGGGCGCAUCGAGGUGAACAGCAAGCAGGUGUGGGACAGCGAGGAAAUGGUUUUCUUGCCCCUCGUCACUGAGUUCCUCUCCAUCAAGGUGACGGAGCUAAAGAGCCUGGCCAACCACGUUGUGGUGGGCAAUGUGUCCUGUGAGACCAAGGACCUCUUUGCAGCUCUGCCCCAGGUAGUGGCUGUGGAUAUCAAUGACCUGGGCACCCUCAAACUCAGCCUGGAGGUGACCUGGAACCCCUUCGACAAGGACGACCAGCCCUCGGCAGCCAGCACUGUCAACAAGGCUUCCACGGUGAACAAGAGGUUCUCCACCUACAACCAGAGUCCGCCUGACACGCCGUCCCUGCGGGAACAGGCAUUCUAUAGCCCGGAGCGGGCAGCUGACAAGCGUGGUUGGUCCUUGCUGGACAUCUUUCGGGAGACACUCUUCGAGAAGCUGUCUCAGAGCUGCUCCUGCGGCGAUGUCUCCUCGGCCGAGCUCGGGAGAUGGCCGCAGCAGGGCCGCAACAUGCUGCGACGCCAAGAGGAGCUGGAGAAUGGCACAGCCUGGUCCAUCUCCUCUGAGUCCUCAGAUGACUCCUCCAGCCCCCAGUUGUCCAGCAGUGCCCGCCAUGCCACACACAAGCCCAUCGUGCAGCCUGAGGUGCAGGCCUCCGCCCCCGCCAUCGAGAUCUCCUUCUCCCAGCAGCCAGAGGAGGCUGACGCCAUGCUUGGGGCCAGUGGCAGCAGCGUCCCCUCUGCCAGGAGCCAGCCGGAGGAGACAAGCAGCCGUAAGAAGGAGACAGUGGCCAAUGGGCAUGUGCCCUACUCCCGGACUCUGAGCCACAUCAGUGAGGCCAGUGUGGAUGCCACAAUGGAGGUCAAGACUGUGGAGAGCUCUUGGGAGCCUGCGCCCAGCACGGAGGACACAGGGAUGGGCGAGCAAGAUGCACAUCCUCUCCCUGCUGCUGCGGUGGCAGCUGCUGUGGCAGGGCAGGACAGGGCCACUGAUGCCAAGCCUCGUGCCUCUGUGGCGUGGGCCACCUCCUGUGAAGAGGAGGCUGGCAGUGCAGAGCCAGUGCAGAGCCAGGUGCCAGCACAGAGUGACUAUGGCACCAGGAUCCCCACAGCACUGGCACAAGCCUCUGCAGAAGAGAGGCCCAUCCCAGCCCCAACACUGCCCACCAGCAUCCCCGAGGUGCCACGGGGGAAGAUGGUGGAUUCAGGUCUGGAGGAGGCAAUUGGCCUCCUGGGCUCAGCUCUGGAUGACUAUCGAGGACAGUUCCCAGAGCUGCAGCCCCUCGAACGGGAGCUCAAACGUCUGGAGGAGAUGCUGCUGCAGAAGCAAGGUGUCUUCCUCAGCCGGGCCUCCAGCAUCAGCCUGACAGUGGAGCACGCACUGGAGAGCUUCAGCUUCCUCAACACCUCUGACAUGGAGGACUCGGAGGGCUCUGAGGAGGAUCCUCUCCAAGAUGAGAGGAGGGCUGGCAGACCCCUGCGCAGCACCAGGGCCCCCAGCGCUAGCGAGAUGGGGGCAGAUGACACCGGAAUGUGCAGUGGUUCUGAGGCCAGCACUGACCCCAUGAGCACUGGCAAUGAGUUCCUGGAUAAGGCUCUGGUGCUUCACCUCAACAACUGCAACCGCCUGCUGCUGAAACUGGGCACCUUUGGGCCCCUGCGGUGCCAGGAGAUGUAUGCCCUGGACAGGCUGCUGCGGGAGUCGCAGGUGCUGGAGAUCGUGUGCCAGCUGACAGAGGAGCGUGCAGGAGCAGCCAGCUCGGCCGCUGAUGUGGUGCAGUUCUCGACACGGAAGGAGGGCGUGCUGCCCCUUUGGGACCUCUGUGUGGAAGCGCCCAACAUCUACACCUGCCCCGUGGAGCGGUUCCUGCAGGUGCUCAGUGCCCAGUAUGCAGCUCCCAUCAGUGAGCAGCACUCUGGUUUGGCUGAUGCUGUGUGUGUGAAACUGGUGGAGGACGUGCUGAAUCGACGCCUGCCACGGCGGCCUAGCAGCGCCCAAAGUGAGCAGGUCACCAUCUUCCAGUACUGGAGCCACUUUGAGUCACUUGGUGCCCUGGUGCUUGACACCUACAUGAUGGAGCUGGCAGAGGAAGCGCUGCUGGCACAGAACCUCAACUCAGAUGACCAGGAUGUGGUGCUGCGUGCCCUGAAGCGCAUGCCCGAGGGCCGCCUGAAGAAGGAGGGACUGAAGGCGCUGAGCCUGCUCCUCGUGGAGGGCAACAGCAAGGUGGUGAGCGCCGUGUCAGCCCAGCUCCGCAGCCUGGCAGAAAACCCCCGCUUCCGCCAACGGGCCCUCGUGUGCUUCCUGGAGCAGCUGGAGGAUGAGGAGGUGCAGACACGUGUGGCAGGGUGUGCGGCGCUGGGCUGCUUGAAGGCCAAGGAGAGCAUCGAGCAGCUGGUUUACCUGUGCCAAACCGACAAAGAGCCUGUGCGGGAGGCAGCCAAGCAGAGCCUGAUGCUGUGUGGGGAAGACGGUAAAUCAGCUCACCGGCGACUGGAGGAGACCCUGGAUAGCCUCCCGCGCAUCUUUGCACCAGCCAGCAUGGCCAGUACAGCUUUCUGAGACCCACGCACACCCACCUGCCAUCCCUGAGGGCAAAGGCACUGCUGGGCCACCCGGGCUUGCACGGGCUGGGGACCCGGCAGCUCCCGCUCUCGGCAGCACACCACAGUAUUACCCCGCCUGCCGGCAGCUCGCCACGGCCGCACACUGCCUUACGGAGCACCGCUUCCCUGUCCCCGCCACCGGCCCCACGGGGGCCACCUCUGCGCCACUGGGCAGGGGGCUCGCUGCACAUCCCACCCUCUGAUCGCUA
Messenger RNA from Parus major (Great Tit), 4884 nucleotides. RefSeq names its product RHO family interacting cell polarization regulator 1 (gene RIPOR1). Lineage: Eukaryota; Metazoa; Chordata; Aves; Passeriformes; Paridae. The coding region runs from base 1257 to 4631 and encodes 1124 amino acids. The transcript has 25 exons. The record is from RefSeq and is a predicted model, not a curated record.